Molecule: messenger RNA, 2460 nt
Organism: Caenorhabditis sp. 36 PRJEB53466
Lineage: Eukaryota; Metazoa; Nematoda; Chromadorea; Rhabditida; Rhabditidae
Source: the annotation of a GenBank genome assembly
AUGAAGCGUAGAGGGACAAACAGCAAGACGUGGCACACUCGACUUUCAGCUGGAGGAGCCAACAAAACCAACAUUCAGGGUCAAAUGAGCAGAGUGAACCAGCCAGAAGAAUACAGUGAUUUGUGUUCUGAUUCUCAAAAAUCUGUAACGUUCAGCAUCGCAUCGUCCGAGUAGCUCCGACCUAAUGCCUGCUCCGAGACUCUCUAGCUUCCGACCAUGGAACAGCCGUCUGAUGGCUCCCCAACGCCAAUCUCCACCAGAAGGCCAGUCAAAUUGAACUAUUCUUUUGAAGUAUUUGUCUUUCUUUCAGUUUUUGAUCAAUGGGAGCCUCCACCCGCUCCUCCUCCACUUCCGCCUUCUUCUCGAUUUAAAACGAUAAGAUACGAUUGUCUUCCUAACAAAGUAAAUCGUUCCACUCAUUCAGUAAUUAAUUUCUCUCACAGGAGUACUCACCGGAUGUACUUUACGACGAAAAAGGUCGACUUGUACCGAAAAAGGGAAUGUUUCUAAAUGCAAAGUAUUCGGACGUCGUUCAUCCAGUUGUCGAUGAAGCGAAAGUUCGUAAAACAGAAGAGAUGAUCAGAAGAAUAGUGCACCCGAGAAGACGUGACGAGCAUUAUCAGCAAAUGCCAAAUUACGGUAAGCAUCAAAUCUGUUCAACUUUCGGAUAACUUUCAAUUCAGAUCUACGCGAUAGAAUUCGUCGAGUAGUUUACGAUAUGGGCGUUCCCGGCGACUACCGUGCCGCUCCACAACACCAAUAUCAUCCUUCUGAAUAUCAUUCACAUAACACAAUGAACACAAUGCGUCGGAAUUCAUCACAACAUCAAAUGAGCCUUCGACAAAACGAGAUGUACGAGCAGCAAUAUGACAGACAAUCGGGACAAAGAAGAGAAGAAGAGGAAGGGCAGAACAACUACCCGUUCGAAAGAGAAGCUCCAAGGAAGAAACCGAGAGUGCGACAAGAAGAGCCGUUUUUCCAGAACGACCCCAGUCAACCUGAACCUUCCGGUCAAAAAGAAAGAAGUAUAGAAAAACGAAAGAAGCAGCCAGAAGAACCGAUCGAAGAGGACUCUAGCGACGAAGACACGUGCAUUCUUGAAAAGUCUCUGAAUUCCAGCGGGAGAAGUGUUUCCAAGAAAAAAGGUGAAAAGACUGUAAAGCUCCUCGUUUACUGAUGUCGUUUCAUUUCAGACGAUCGUGCGAGUUCUCAAGGUAACAGGACGGCUACGCCGAAGGAAGCGACGCCGAGUCCUCAAUACAUUCGAGACGAUGAUGACAACUGGCGGAACUCCAUUCCGUUCAUGAGCGAUCCGUCAGUGAGCUCCACUCCUUCCAACAAACUGAGUCAGACCUGAAUUCCAGAAAAGGAGCCGGCGCAGCAAUGUUUUCCCGCAUUGGAUCCGCGAUUCCGACGUUGCCGUUGAAAGACAACACACACAACAGCUAUUCGAAAGUCGCAAUCAUGCUUCUCAACAAGAGUAUCAAGAAUAUAGUGAGUUAGUACUCCAGAAAAUAUUGCGAUUGCUUAUUCCAGAAUGCACCACCAUCGACUGAUCGACCGCCAGAAAAGCGAGAAACACUUCAGACUCAGCUGAUGAACAUGAGCACUUCGUGGGUCCGUCCGGUCAAUCAGACUGCUGACGUGGCAGAAGAGAGAACGAAGAAACCACACGUGUCUCUGAUCAGCGAGAUAUCGAAGAUUCAGAAUCCGCAGAACGCGACCAAAGCGCAAAUCGACGAUUCUCUCUUUAGAAAUUCGCGAGUGUUCAUGGCUAAAGCAUUCGGCCAUCAAGUGAAAUUGAGAAAGGAAAAGAAGGCGAUGCCCCUGCCACGUUUCCAAUCUUCGCCGAUCAGCAACGACGUCUUCCGAUCGGUCGAUGGAGUCACAAUGCCGAGUUCGAUUCGAAAAGACGGUGAACAACCGUUUCAAGAGGAUUCUGAUGAAGAACCGACAACGAGACAACUGGACGUGGACGACUACAUUGCUCAGGGAGCAUCGCAAAUCGUUUUCUCGCAAACUCCGAGAGCUGACCCUUCCAGUUCUUCUCAGCGAGUGAAGCAAGAUACCUUACUGACUAGUCAUCUGAAUACAUCGCAAAAACAGUCUCAAUCUCGAAAUCACUCAUUUAAUCGGUCGAAACAAUCAAUUGAAACAGUCGCAGAAACAUCUUCGAAAGCGGAUGUUUCAUCUUCCGCUUGCGCUUCAAAGUCGAAAUGUCGGUUUAAUUCUUAGACUUUUAUCUUAAUUUGAAAAAUUUCAGCCGAACGAUCAUCUAUGCACCUCAACAGUCAAUUUAUGUUCAGCUCUUCCAGCAAAAAGAAAAAGUCGAAAACUGAUCCGAUUCUGGAAUUCGACGCAGACAUUCAGAAGAUGUUCGACGAGGUGUACGACAACGAAAAAAAGAACGAAGAAGCCGCCGCAAUUCGUGAAAAGAACAAAGAGAAAUACUCGUUUUGA